Penicillium chermesinum is the source of this 2151-nucleotide messenger RNA. RefSeq lists its product as uncharacterized. Lineage: Eukaryota; Fungi; Ascomycota; Eurotiomycetes; Eurotiales; Aspergillaceae. The transcript has 6 exons. The record is from RefSeq and is a predicted model, not a curated record. Gene Ontology annotation, molecular function: DNA-binding transcription factor activity, RNA polymerase II-specific; zinc ion binding. Bases 1 to 2151 code for a protein of 716 amino acids. Gene Ontology annotation, biological process: regulation of DNA-templated transcription.
AUGGGUCGCAAGCCCAAUCAACUCAUUCUUGAGUUCUUCAACCGAGGUCCCAAGUUGGAAGACUCGAGCAACCGCUACCAGCAUACCUGCAAGGCAUGCGGUGAAAAAUUCCCCAAGGGCCGCAUCGACAGCUUGACCAAUCACCUGGUUAAGAAGUGCCAGGCCAUCCCCCUCCGCGACCGCCAGCGUGUGCUCCUCCGACUGCACGAGCUUCCCGACUUGACUGACGGCGACGGCAACAAGGAUCCCAAUGCGAAGGGAAAGGGUGAUUCUUCGUUCCCCAACCGUCCAAACUUUGACGGAUUGAAUGUUUUGGCAGAGGCUUCCCGCCAGGUUGGUGCGUCCGACCAGACCAAGCGUGGUCCCAACUACACCCAGUCUGUGACUGUGGGUGGGAAGACUGUUGUCGUAGAUCCUGCUCUUGAGGCCGAGGGCUUCCAGGUCCCGGCCGAGGAGAAGUCAGAGGAAGGCCAGCAAGCAGGAACUCCUCAAGCCUCCAACCCUCCUUCUAUCCCGGCUCUUCCCAGUCACACCUCCGGCGAUCAUGCCUCCAUGUCUCCCCCUCUUGGUGAUCACUCCAUGACCCCCGAGUCCACCUCUAACGCGCGUCAGUCCCAGCUGUCGAUGAUUGCAGCAUCCGCUAGCGAGAUGGUUCCACAUGGGCUUCCGCCUUUGGACGGGGAUCAUGACAUGAAACUGAGCCAAUGGCCUCAGCAGCUCUCAACCCAGGAGCAGCUCCUCUUUGACAGUUUGCAGGAACACGAUCCGUCCUUGACCGCCGCAACCGCCACCCAGCGCGCCGCCUCCUACCCGCGCCCGAUUGCGAUGAAUCCCAAUACCCAGGCCAAAGGAUUCGUCAACGAAUUUGGUAACUCGACCAAGCCGACGAAGCCCAAGGUCCGGGGCCGGUUCACUGCCGAGCGGCGUCGUGAGGUGCAGGAGGUGCGCAAGAGAGGCGCCUGUAUUCGGUGCCGAAUGCUGAAAAAACCUUGCUCUGGCGACACACCUUGCACGACUUGCGCCAGUGUGGAGAGCGCUCGGCUCUGGAAACAGCCGUGCAUUCGAACUCGUCUGUCGGAAGAGUUCGAACUGUACAAUGCUAAUUUGCACGCGACGCUUGCUUACCAUGAUACCAACUCCAUCAAGAACCAGGUCAAGUUUGAGCACUAUGCUGGCCGCAUUGAAGUGACUCACCUGGAGGAAAGCGGUGUCUACGUGACUAUCAGCGGUCUCCAGGGUCACCGCCCUUCGGUCACAGCCCUCGACCCCCAACUGUCGGCCCUUGGCGAUGACCAGUUUUCCGGCCCCUCCCAGGAGGUCUAUCUCCUGGAUACUGAUGCUGAUGACAUCCCGACCAAGCUGGAGAUGUACAUCAAGAAGACGGCCCAUUUCUUUAUUGAGCGCGAGACCUCUAACUUCAUGAAGUCUACUUUGCAACUCGCGGUUGAGCUCGGAAACUCAGAAAAGGACCACCUGCUUGAGCGCUCAGUUGAACUUUGGGUAGCUACCCACAUUUUGGUAGACACCGAACUUGGCUGGAAGACCUUCUGCAACCCUACUCUUCCUCCUACGUCGAUGCACUCUCUCUCCCAGCCCGACGACGAGGGUCGUCUACCUAUUGAAGAAGCUUCGGACCCAGAGUCCUAUGCUCUGCUGUGCAGCCAGCUCCGUGCUGGCAUGGAAAAGCGAUCUAUGCAACUCGCCAAACUUGUGAUCAACGACCUUGAGCGGCGCCUCCUCCAGCGUCAGAAGACUGGCUGGUUUGAGACUUUCCUCGUCUCCAUCAUCUUGCUUAACUGCGUGGAGCGCACCUGCUGGUUGUUCCGCUCUUGGGACAACGAGAGCUUCUCUCAGCGCUGGCCAUUGGACAAGCGUCCCCCUUACUACUACAACCAGUCUGAGCGGUUCGCGGACAUUCUUCACAUGCUCCUUCGUAUGCGCAGUCUUCCUCCCAAGACUACCAUCCGCCCCGAGAGUGGUACCUUGCGCGCCGUUGAUGGCAGCGACGAGAAUGCUAUCCGUUGGUUCGACAUGAUUCAAGUAUCUCCCUUUGACCUUCAGAACCGCCUGUCCGCUAUCUUCGACCCUUCCGACUCUCGCUCUCUUGACCUGCGCCACAGUGCAGCCCUGCUUCUGCCGGCCACCUCUUGA